AUGGCCGGGCACAGUAGUGUUGGGUUGGGGCAUCUAGCAGUCAUAUUCAUGGAGGAUGGAAGAUUCAUUGGAGAUAUCGAGAAUUCGAGGUCUAAUGUUCGAGCAGUAUCUCGAAGGCAUAUUCCAGACUCUUCAUUUCUUUACCUGAUUUCUACUGGUUCUAUGUUGGUUCCUAGAAAACUUCAGCAAACACUACCUAUGGUUCAGGCUAUUCUUGAAGAUGCACAGAAUCAGCAAGAAACUCAAAAGGCCGUUAAGCAGUGGCUAUUGAAGCUCGAGGACGUUGCUUAUGCAUCUGAGGACUUGCUGGAUGAGAUUUCAGAUGAAAUAUUUAAAUGUGAACGUCGAAGCAGUCGAGGCAAAGUUGUAAGUGGUUUAUUUCUGCCGUUUAAGCCUUCUGAUCAUCUUUUUGAUAUUGCUUCCAAGCUUCAAAAUAAGCUGAAAGAUUUGAAUGAGAUUGCAAAACAGGGUUUUACCUAUAACUUGCGUGUAGAAAAACGCUCAAGGAGUUUAGUCCGAAGUAAAGAAACAUGGUCGUCUGUGGUUGAGUCUAAAAUAUAUGAAAGGGAGGGUGAUAAACAAAAUCUACUCGAUGUUUUGUUACCUAACGACAAAGGCAAAACAGUAGAGUGUAUGAAACAAGCUUUUGGCGAUGGUCAAGAGGAUGAAAAUACUAAUCUUAUGAAAAUUGGCAAAGAAAUCAUCAAGAAGUGUGGAGGUGUCCCUUUGGCAGCAAAAACGUUAGGGAGCCUAUUGCGCUUCAAGAAAGAGGAUUAUUGGAUGUCCGUGCAAGAUAGUGAACUCUGGAAUCUCAAAGAAUGCCAAUGUGCCAUCUUACCAGCCUUAAGGCUGAGCUACGUCUAUUUGCCACCACAUCUGAAGCGCUGUUUUGCAUUUUGUUCAUUAUUCCCUAAAAAUCAUGAACUCAAUAAAGAAAAAAUGAUCUACAUAUGGAUGGCAGAAGGCUUGAUUAUACCAAAUGGGGAAAAUAGACAGCUAGAAAGCAUGGGCGAUGAGUAUUUCAACGAUUUGUUGCAUCUGUCUUUCUUCCAAGAAAUUGAGAAAUGCAAAAAUGUCAGCCAUGCAGUAUACAAAAUGCACGACCUUGUACAUGAUCUUGCAAGAACUAUUGGAGGGAGUGAGUUCGCAAUAUUUGGACAUGGGUCAGCACCAAGCGACCUGGCACGAAUUCGUCACUCAUCCAUCGUUUGUAACUUCGAUCCAUCUUCUUUUCCAAGAGACUUGUUUGAAGCCAAACAUCUGCGAACUCUCCUGUUUUGGUUUCCCGGAGGUAGCUCUGGUGACAUUCCUUAUUUUCUUAUCAUGAAAUUCAUAUGCCUGCGUGUCUUGGAUUUAAGUGGAUCUGGUAUUAAAAGGUUGCACGAAUCAGUUAGUGCUUUAUUAUGUUUAAGAUUCCUGGACUUGUCAAGCACUUCAAUCCAAACACUCCCCAAUACCAUUAGUGACCUCAGUAAUUUGCAGACUAUGAAUCUAUCAGGAUGCUGUUACCUUGUUGAGUUGCCUUUUGGGAUGGCAAAUGUAACUAGCCUAAGACACCUGAAUAUAAUGGGUUGUGAAGGGUUGACUCAAAUGCCUGCUGGAAUUGGAAAUUUGGUUCACCUUCAAACUUUGCCAAUAUAUAUUGUGGGAAAAAGGACAUGGGAAAGCAUUGCAGAACUUCAUUCUCUAAACCUUAGAGGUGAAUUGCAUAUAAAAUGCAUGGAAAAUAUCAGAGACGCAAAAGAAGCAAGAGAGGCAAAUAUGAGAGAAAAGAAACACCUUCAGACAUUGAGAGUUCAAUGGGGAAUUAGCAAGAAAAGUAAGGAAUUGUCGCCUACUAAAGUGACUUCUUCUGACAGUUCGUCAAGUUCCCUACCCGAGGACAGUAGAAAAGAUGUGGAAGACAUUCUUGAAUGCCUUGAGCCACAUGCCAAUCUGAAAAAUCUCCUUAUAAAAGGUUAUCCAGGUAUAGUUAUCCCAUGUUGGGAUCUUCCAAAUUUAGUUACUAUUGAGUUGAUUAACUGCAGAAAUUGUGUAUAUUUGCCUAAGCUCGGUCAACUUCCAUUCCUUGAAAGAAUUUCUCUGCAAGGAAUGGACAGUAUCAUAAGCAUCAAUGAGGGGUUUUAUGGUGGGGUCUUCCCAGAACCAUUUCCAUGUGUUAAAUUCUUGACAAUCAAGGAUUUCCCAAACCUAAAAUAUUGGUCCAACAUUGAUGGAGGAUUACCGUUUCCUCGCCUGGAAAAGUUAAUUUUGGACAAAUGUCCCAACCUGACUAAUGCUCCCACCUUUCCUUCUAUCCAGCAUUUAGAACUGCAUUAUUGCAAUGCAAAGAUCAUGGAAUCCUUGGAGAAUAUAACCUCACUUUCCAGUCUUGUAGUCGACAUGCUCCCCAACUUGAAUCAUAUUUCAGGUUCACUCCUUGGGUAUAAUAAGCAUCUGGAGUCUUUGGAAAUUCGAGCAUGCCAAAAUCUUCAUUUGCUUACUUCAGAGCUAGAGAAUCUGAUUUCUCUGAGAUCCCUGAUUAUUAGCUGCUGUGAGAAACUAUCAGAUUUGCCACCUGGAUUGAAAAAGCUUAAAAGACUUGAGCUCCUGGAGAUCAACGGCUGUCACAGUCUGAUCUUGCUUCCAGAAGAAGAAAUUGAAGGUUUGAAAUCCCUUGAAACCUUUUCCAUUGAAAAUUGCAGCAAUCUGAUUUCUCUGUCAAGUGGCUUCCACCAUCUCUCUGCCCUCGAGCAGCUGUCUAUAAUGAGUUGCCCAAAGUUAACUUCAUUACCAGAUAGUUUCAAGAAUCUCUCCGCUCUUCGUAGUUUAAACAUCAUUUCCUGCCCUGAGUUGUCUAAUUUGCCAUCGAGUCUACAACAUGCCACAACUCUGCAAAGUCUGGUAAUUCAUAGCUGUCCUGGUUUGACAACUUUGCCUGAAUGGUUUAGAGAACUUUCUUCUCUCAGAUCAUUGGCAAUUUCAAAUUGCAAGUAUCUGAUAUCAUUACCAGAAGCGAUACAGUCCCUCACUACACUUCAGCACUUAUCAAUCCAAGAUUGUCCUCACCUUGAACGGCUUUGCAAGAAGAUGAAAGGUAGAGAGUGGCAGAAAAUAAAGCACAAACUUCUGGCAUUGGUUAUCUAUAGAGAGGCUUUCCAUUACAAGGCAUCGGCCAAUAUUUUUUGCUGA
Fraxinus pennsylvanica is the source of this 3171-nucleotide messenger RNA. NCBI's taxonomy places the organism in Eukaryota, Viridiplantae, Streptophyta, Magnoliopsida, Lamiales, Oleaceae. The record is from the annotation of a GenBank genome assembly.